Notothenia coriiceps (black rockcod) is the source of this 1808-nucleotide messenger RNA. RefSeq names its product HAUS augmin-like complex, subunit 4 (gene haus4). Gene Ontology annotation, molecular function: microtubule minus-end binding. The coding region runs from base 149 to 1255 and encodes 368 amino acids. Gene Ontology annotation, cellular component: HAUS complex. The transcript has 9 exons. Lineage: Eukaryota; Metazoa; Chordata; Actinopteri; Perciformes; Nototheniidae. The record is from RefSeq and is a predicted model, not a curated record. Gene Ontology annotation, biological process: spindle assembly; centrosome cycle.
AUAGGAACGUUUCCUUCGUGCGCGCGGAACUUGAUUCAGGAAGUACGCAUUUCAUUUUCUUGUUCCUCACAAAUAAGCGAAAACAUGUCUUUAGAAACCUAAAACCUGAUAAUUUACUUGUUUAAAAAGGAAAAUAAUUCGGCCGAAAAUGUCGGCUGCUGAGUCUACAUAUGUAUCAACGCUUGGAAAAGGCGACAGUCUGCACCAACAGGUUCUCGCCUCCUUCCCUCUGUGUGACAUAACAGAAGAGGAUCUAACCCAGAACGCUCAGUUCUGUAAACUCCUGGCCACCCUGGCGCAGCAUGUGGACCAAAGUGGACUCACUGUCCCACUGAAGACCGAGCUGGAGAAGGCUGAGCAGAAGCUGCAGAGCCAGAGGCGUUACUGGCUGCGCUCCGAGGGGAUCCACAAAGCGCUGCAAGAGAUGACCCAGGACCACUGUAUCAGGAAGCACCACGCCACUGUACCACCUGACCAGAACAUGUUCUAUGAGACGAUGGAGAAAUGUCUGCUGGUGGCUCAGUGUAUCAGACAGCUGGAUCCCAGUAGCACUACCAACCAGGACCAGCCCUCUGUUCUGGGUCUGACCCCCCAACAGAUGAUGGAGCUCAUGCCAUUGGAGAAGAAUAUUCAAAGAAUGAAACAGAGUCUACCGAGAGAGCUGGAGAAACAUCUGAAGACAAAGUGUUUGAGCCUCCUCUGUUACUAUCAACCUGAAUGGGAGAACGAGAGUGAGGGUCUGAAGAACAGCAAGUUGUCUCAUCUAUCAGCCCAGAUGGGCAAUGAGAAGAAAAGAGCAGAGAGUCUGAAGGAGAGCAGCCGGGAAAACAGUGUCCUCCUGCAGAGACAGACCCAGCUCUACCUCUCUGAACAGAUCAAGUGUAUUCAGCUUCUCCAGUCCCUCAUCUUGGACCACAGGCUGAGGAUCCUGACAGAUCUGGAUCGGAAGAAGUUAGACUACUUUGAAGGAAAAUGUGAAUUAGUCUUGCAGAGGAUCAAGACUGAGAUGGUGGAAAUUCAGCUGGACACGUACAAAGUGGACACAAUAUCUGCUCAUACAAAAAUGAGAGAGAAGCUGUCGUCUGAUCUGAAGGCCAGUCAGGUGGAGAAGCACUCCGUUGAGUUGAAACUGGCCUCCUUUGAGAUGUUGGGGAAAGACUUUGAGGCCUUGGCAGAGGAGUACUGCAGACUACGGCAGGAGAUAGAAAUGAAUACCUGGGCUCUGAAGGAGUUCACCCAGUGCAAGAACAAGUGAAGGUCAUAUCUGACAAUGGGACAACAGCCAGCCAUCUCAUAGUGUGUCAGUGCUCACAACGACAUGCUGGCUUUUGGAUGCUUGUCACAGACAGUGUGUGGAUAUUUGCCUCCCAUAUUACUCCUAUUUAGAAUUAUGUUUAAUAACUGCCAUAAACUCUUAAAAUAGUCAACCACAUGAUAAUCAACAUUUAUAUGUUUCUACCUGAACCCAUUUUUAGUUCACGUUUGCAUUUCUCUUUGUAAUUAAAUGCAGUGUUACACUUAGCUUUACUUUCCGUCUCUGAAUGAUAACUUUCUUAUUUACACAUACAUACAUAUAUGAGGUUAAGAAAGUGAGAGUUAGUAGUAUAUUAAUAUUUACAAUGCAAAAGUCUUGGUGACCUGAUCUUACUUCACCUAAAAUACAAAUGACGAGGUGUAUAGGUAGCAUUUUCUUGUAACACUUUAACUCAAGCAUCAACACAGUCAAAUGUGCCAAAGAUGGGCAAGAAUUGUUGUCUAUAUUGUAAUAUAAACCUGUAAUAAAAUAAACUAGAUUGAGUAAGUGUGAA